AUGCCAAGCACAGGAAUUGCCACAAUACGUGGAUAUGAUACAUGUUUGCAAACGACAAAAGUUCGCAGACGCUUGGGGAUUUGUCCGCGUGAAAACAUAUUGUUCAAAGAUCUCACAGUCUCCGAAAAUAUUUAUUUUUACUGUAAGUUAAAUGGAAUACAGAAAAAGCAAGUGGAGGCUGCAGUUAAUGGUUAUAUUAAUUUGCUGAACCUAAAAGAGGAGAAAAAUUUGGCUGCGAAAAAACUAAAUUUAGGCCAGCAAAAAAAGUUGUGCGUGCUUAUAGCUUUCUUUGGAAAAUCAAAAAUUGUUAUUUUGGACGGACCCACCUAUCAAAUGGAUACUGCUUCGAGAAAAUCAAUAUGGCGGCUAAUACUUCAGCAAAAAGAGGAAAGAACUAUUUUCUUGUUCACUCAUUGCAUCUUUGAGGCGUUCCAAUUGGGUGAUAGGAUAGCGAUUUUUAACGAUGGUAGCCUGAAAUGUAUGGGAUCACCUUUAUUUUUGAAGAAAAAAUUAGGAGCCGGCUAUCGACUUGUAAUAGUCAAGAAUAAAGAAUGCGACGUAGAUAAAAUAACUAAAAUGUUAAAGAAGCACAUACCCAGUAUAGAAACUCUUGAAAAUACGGAGAAUGAGUUAACUUACAUUAUAAUGGAAAAUCAGCAGUUCAAAUUUGAAAAAAUGCUUGGUGAUUUCGAACAAAAUCUUCAAGCACUUGGUGUAAGUAAUUACCAAAUUAAAUUGACUUCGAUAGAAGAAAUUUACGAAAGGUAUAUUUUAUUUAAUUAUUUAAAAGCUUAUUUAAAUUUAUGUUUCAAUUUUAGAGUUGAAAAUGAUGAGGCGCGUUCGGACAUGGGUAAAGAAGUGAGAGUUCACGCAAGAUACAUACACCACAGGGUGAAAAAAGAAACAAUUCUGGUGCGUAACCACAUCCAAGCGAUGUUUAUGAAAAAGUACUAUUAUACCUUCAACUCUUGGUGGACCCUUAUGCAGCUAGUUAUUCCUUUGCUGUUCCUGGGACUUACGGCCGGAAUUUUACUGAAUCUGAACCAAGAGCUGCCACCGAAACCCCUAAAACUUUACAACUCGACGCAAACGUUGGUGCACCUGGACCCCGAAAAUAAAGAUAAUAAAUAUGCAGACCUUUUGCUUAAACAAAUUCAGGAAGAAGGCGGCAAUGUUUUGUACACCAACAAUAUGACGGAAUUUUUUAUUGAGAUGUUAAGUGAUGACCGUGAUAAUUCACAAUAUCAGUACAUUAUGGGUAUAGAUUUUGUGAAAGGAGAGAAUAAUGCUGGUCAACAAGACAUUAUUGAUAUGAUUAUGUACUUCAAUACCAAUUUAUACCAUUCCUUGGGAAUAGCAGCGUCAUUUUUAUUUCUUGCCAUUUACCAGGUUGUUGGAAAAUGUCCAGAGUGUGAUUUAAGAUUUACCAACCAUCCGCUACCAUUUGACACAAAAUCAAGGAUGUAUGAACUUUCGACGAGUAGCUUUGGGUUUUCCAUGGCAUUGUUUGUUGGAAUGGGCUUUACUUUCUCGACUACAAUAUUCAUUGUAUUUAUCAUUGAAGAGCGCAUCUCAAGUUUCAAAAUCUAUCAAAAAAUAGCCGGCGUGAAAAUGUGGAUUUUUUGGAUGGUGACGUUCAUUUUUGAUUUUUGUACCUUUGUUUUUAUUUCGAUAGUUUACAUUUUAUGUUUGAGAUUUUUUCAAUAUACUGGAUUUACGACCUAUGCUGAAUUGGGAAGACUUCUAGCCUUGUUGGCCGCAUUUGCGUAUUCCGGCUUACCCACUUUGUAUUGGUUUGGAUUUUUAUUUAAAAAUGCCACCGGUGGAUUUGUUAAAGUUUCUGUUUUUAGCGUUGUAGUAUGCAUUGGCAUCAUCAUAUUUAAUCAAAUGUUAAUGACAUUCAAUAUGUUAGAACCACUUCAAGUCAUGCGUGGCGUCUUUGUAAUUUUACCACACUAUGCUCUCGGCGAGGGAGUACUAAAUCUUUGGUUGCUUUACUUUAAUAACAAAAUGUGCCAACUGCAAGCUGAAGAUAGAUACCAACAUUAUACCAAUAAAUUUUGUGAAGAUGGCGGCACUUGGAAUUUCGCCAUAAUGAGACCUGGAGUAGGCCUAAACAUAAUUGUUUGCAUGGUAACCGGCACAAUCCUGCUGGGGGCGCUCAUCAUCUACGACAGCGAUAUUUUCUUAUUUCGUUUAGGGGUGAGUGGGCUGGGUCCGGUACGGCCUCCCCGAGAAGACGUCGAUGUUAUGAAGGAAAAGCGAAAAGUUAGAUAUGGGGACAUCAUGGACUUGAAAUUCCAUCACUCGAUGGUCGUAAAAGAUCUUACCAAGUAUGGCCGCAAAAAUCGCUUGGUAGUGAACGGGUUGUGCCUGACCGCUGUGCAGGGCGAAUGCAUUGGAAUUGUGGGGUGUCCAGGGUCCGGCAAGACCACUUCUAUACGGAUGAUGACGGGCGACCUCAAAAUGACGCACGGCGAAGUUUGGAUAUUCGGCAGAAACUUAAAAAAAAAUUUAAAGAAGUUUAGAAAAACCGUCGGCGUGUGUCCGCAAUACUCUCCAUUACUAGGAAACUUAAGGGUGAUCUAUACGAUAAAAAUUCUGGGACUCAUUCGCGGCGUGAGAUUGCGCGACUGCGAGAAACUGAUUUAUAAGCUGACUGACGAUUUUGAUUUAGGCAACAAGCUGAGAAAGAGGUAUUUCUUUAUAAUGGAAUAUGUGCUGAAAAGUUGGGGUUUGGAAGAUCUCAUUCCCGUGUUUAAUGGUCUAGACCCGCCAUCGAAGAGAUUCAUUUGGAACGCCAUUGCAGAAAUGCGAUCCAAAGGUAGACUGAUUAUUAUCGCAUCGAAUAGCAUGGAAGAGUGCCAACUUCUGUGUACCCGCAUCGCCGUGAUGGUCAACGGGAACUUUAAGUGCCUCGGCACGAAAGAACGGUUGAUGGAAAAAUUCGUCGACGGCUACACGGUGAACUUGAGGACGACGGGGUCGUCGAUUCAAGCUGAGAAAUUCGUCAGGGCGCAGUUUCCCGGCGCGAAAUGCUUCGAGAGAAGAGGAGAAUGGCUUCUUUUCUACAUUGCCAAAACGAACUUGCCUUGUUCGGAGUUGUUUGGCAUCAUGGAACGCGCCAAACAAAACAAAAGUUUGAACAUCAAGGAUUAUACUCUGGGACACACUAGCUUGGAACAGGUGAGCGUUUUAAAAACGUUUUCAUUUUUAUUUGACAACAACACUCACCUGGGGCAAAAUUUGCCAAGUGUACGGUACAGGGCCGUGCGGUAG
Messenger RNA from Brassicogethes aeneus, 3279 nucleotides. The record is from the annotation of a GenBank genome assembly. Lineage: Eukaryota; Metazoa; Arthropoda; Insecta; Coleoptera; Nitidulidae.